Piliocolobus tephrosceles (Ugandan red Colobus) is the source of this 1806-nucleotide messenger RNA. RefSeq names its product absent in melanoma 2 (gene AIM2). The coding region runs from base 879 to 1595 and encodes 238 amino acids. The record is from RefSeq and is a predicted model, not a curated record. The transcript has 5 exons. Gene Ontology annotation, cellular component: AIM2 inflammasome complex; nucleoplasm; cytosol. Gene Ontology annotation, molecular function: double-stranded DNA binding. Lineage: Eukaryota; Metazoa; Chordata; Mammalia; Primates; Cercopithecidae. Gene Ontology annotation, biological process: activation of innate immune response; cellular response to interferon-beta.
GAGAAUCACUUGAACCCGGGAGGCAGAGGUUGCAGUAGGCUGAGAUCACGCCUCUGCACUCCUGCCUGGGCAGCAACAGUGAGACCCUGUCUCAAACAACAACAACAACAAAACACAAAGUAUGCUUCCUGCACGCUCUACAAGAAGGCAACUGAGUUCCUUCAUCGCUCUCAAAUUCCAUCCGUGGACAUACUUAGGCCUCUUUUGAAUGCAGGAAAUUUUUGUGUGUCCAUGCUAUUUCUAUUAUUGUAGGAAAAGUUUUUGUUUUAUUUUUUUGAACAGUUACUAUCAUUCUUGGUUAAGUGAUCCUUCUCCGUUGCCAUUGCAUGUCUGCAUGUAGAGUGCUAUAUGCUCUUCUACUCACAACCUCACCCCAUGGAAGGUAGAAGAUACCUGGAGAAUCUUUAAUGAAGACAGAGGCAAUAAUUAGUAGACAGGAGAAGCUUUUGUAUGAAGCAAGAUGAGAAAAUACAAGGACUCAUAAGCAUAGAAAAAGGAAGCUAAGAGAAAAUGUGAUCACGGUCUACAGAAGUCCUGCAAGAUUAAAAUAAAAUGCUGAAAAUGAUGAAUGAGAUAAUCAGUAACAAUGUACACCCGAUUAUUAAGGCAAAUGAGAGAUUUAUAGUGGGCAGACAAGCUUGUCCACAAAUAUUGGUACCACUGUGUGUGAGAUGAAAUAUGGCUGAUGUGAUGUGGUAGAAUGGUAGGUUGAUUCCCUUGGCCUCCUUGAUGCUGUUUUCUCGCCGAUGCUGUGAACAUAGAAGAGAGACUUUAUCUGCAUACCUUUCUGAAACCAGUUGCAUGGAACUAACUUAUCAUUGGAAGUUGAUAAGAAAUACAAAUUGGUAACAAAACCAAAGCCACUAAGUCAAGCUGAAAUGAGUCCUGCUGCAUCUGCAGCCAUCAGAAAUGAUGUCACAAAGCAACGUGCUGCACCAAAAGUCUCUCCUCAUGUUAAGCCUGAGCAGAAACAGAGGGUGGCCCAGCAGGAAUCUAUCAGAGAAGGGUUUCAGAAAGACUGUUUGCCAGUUAUGGUACUGAAAGCAACAAAGCCCUUCACGUUUGAGACCCAAGAAGGCAAGCAAGAGAUGUUUCAUGCUACAGUGGCUACAGAGAAGGAAUUCUUCUUUGUAAAAGUUUUUAAUACACUGCUGAAAGAUAAAUUCAUUCCAAAGAGAAUGAUUAUAAUAUCAAGAUAUUAUCAGCACAGUGGUUUCUUAGAGGUAAAUAGCACCUCAUGUGUGUUAGAUGCUAAAUCUGACCAAAAGGUUAAUGUCCCGCUGAACAUUAUCAGAAAAGCUGGUGAAACCCCAAAGAUCAACACGCUUCAAACUCAGCCCCUUGGAACAAUUGUGAAUGGGUUGUUUGUAGUCCAGAAGGUAACAGAAAAGAAGAAAAAUGUAUUAUUUGACCUAAGUGACAAGACUGGGGAAAUGGAAGUAUUGGUGGUUAGAAACGAGGACACAGUGAAAUGUAAGGAAGGAGAUAAGGUUCGACUUACAUUCUUCACACUGUCAAAAAGUGGAGAAAAACUACAGCUGACAUCUGGAGUUCAUAGCAUCAUAAAGGUUAUUAAGGCCAGUAAAAAAACAUAGAGAAAUAAAAAGGACCAAUUCAAGCCAACUGGUCUAAGCAGCAUUUAAUUGAAGAAUACGUGAUACAUCCUCUUCAAUCAGAUUGUAAGUUACCUGGGAGCAGCAGUUCACAGGCUCCUCUCUCCACCAAAUUAGGAUAGGAUAAUUGCUGGAUAAACAAAUUCAGAAUAUCAACAGAUGAUCACAAUAAACAUCUGUUUCUCAUUCAUUA